GCUCCUCCUACUCGGCACGGCCGCUUUUCGGUGCCCUGUGCUCCGGCCCCUUCAGGACCAGCGCGGCCGCCGUAGCGAGCGCGGCAACAUGGCCGCCUUCGUUUUCGCGGGCGCCGUGAGAGCCGCUUCGGGAAUCCUACGGUCCCUGAAUAUUUUGGCAUCCUCAGCCUACAGAAACUGUGUCCAGAAUGCCUGUGUUAAUUCUGCAUUGUCCACCGGACGUUUCAGUUGUAUUCAGACACCAGUCGUUUCCUCUGCUCCCAGACUUGUUGGAAACCUGACAUGUGGGCAUGUUACAGUCCUUAAUAGAGUGACCCCUUUGCUCGCCAGCAUCCUGAAGCCUCCUGUCAGAACCCUGACCUACUGCAGUACCCAGAAAGGCAAGAGGAAGACUGUGAAAGCUGUCAUCUAUCGGUUUCUUCGACUUCAUUCUGGCCUUUGGCUGAGGAGAAAGGCUGGUUAUAAAAAAAAAUUAUGGAAAAAGACGGCUGCAAGAAAAAGACGCUUGAGGGAAUUCGUGUUCUGCAAUAAAACCCAGAGUAAACUCUUGGAUAAGAUGACAACGUCCUUCUGGAAGAGGCGGAACUGGUACGUUGACGACCCCUAUCAGAAGUAUCACGAUCGAACCAACCUCAAGGUCUAGAGCAGAGUCUUGGGCUUCCCAGUCACAGAGGGUUCUCUUUGUACUCGUGAUGUCCUUGCAAAAUGAAGAACAUAAGACUUGAAGUAAAUUGUACUGAUGAACAUACAAUACCAACAUUAAACUUAAGCCGUAAAGCUUAAUGGAUUACACGUGCCCGGAUUUGGCCAGAGAACUGAGCUCCGAGUUGCGCGUGGCCUCUCGCGUUGGUGGUGGCUUCACUAGUUGUUCCAGUUAGGCUUGUCUAGCUGCACGGUUUAAAGCGAGGGAAACCUCAGAAGACUGGCACCAGUGGAGAGUGCAGGCAGUGUGACCCUAUGUAAGGACGAGGUGGGACACCCCCGCCCCUGCCUCAGGAGCAGGUGUCAACAGCGCUCCUGGGCCUCGAGCCAGGGAGGGAGGCUGCUGCUCUGCAGGCACAUCCGCCAUCUCCUCGCUCACCUGCUCUCCCGGUCACGGCUUCUGCUUACACACGGCUCCCGUCCCCUUGCAGCGAUGGCAGCUUGCGCCCUUAAGGUCCUCUACGUCCUGAUCUCAGCUCCUGUCCUGUCCACCUGCCAGGAGACACCAGCCGGUUAGCUCCUAUGUACCCCAGGUCUCAUUGGGGUCACCUCUGGUGUAGCGAAUGGCCCCUCCUAGGUCAGGAGCCCCCCAACCCACUUGGGUGUCUGCUGCUUCACUGGGAGCAGAAACUGGUGACAGGAGCAGUUUUGCUGAGAGGUGCAUGCAGUGUGGCAGCAUGCCUAACGUCCAGCACCCCGGCUCACUAUUCACGGGGUUCUCAUGUCGUUCGUUGGAGCAGGACAAGAGUAAGGGCAUAGCCUUUCAGUGUGAGCUGCCUUCCUGAGACAGGGGCGCUGUACAAGACAAAAGGACAAAUAUCUCAAAAGUCAGUUUGUCCUCUUGAGAUUUCAUGUUUUCAUUCAUAAGCGUGAACUCUUCAGCCGGGUGUGGUGGUAAUCCCAGCAGCACAGGAGGCUGAGGCAGGAGGGUGGCAAGUUCAAAGUCAGCCUCAGCAACUUGGUGAGGCCCUAAGCAACUCAGCAAGACCCUGUCUCAAAAUAAAAAAGGAUGGAGUUAUGGCUCAGUGGUUAAGUGCCCCUGGGUCCAAUCUCCAGGACCAAAAAAAAAGUAAGCUUUUCCCAGAAUAUUCCAGAAACGCAUUGUAGACUCUAAGGGGGGAAAGUAAUUUCAGAAACGACCCAGUGGGUGAAGCACGGUUUCUGUGGAGAGGGCGGGUAGUGGCCCUCAGCUCUCCCGUCAGUCAUCUGGGAGACGUCUCAGAAGCGCCGUGGGCUGGAAGCCACUGUCAGUUCAGGAGCGGGUCGCCGUCAGACCCCUUCCUCCGGGGCUGAGACAGGCUCCUCGUGUCAGAAUGAGGUGGCGCGUCCAACAGGAGGAUGGGGUCUCCGAGCCUGUGUGUGUUCAUUAAAUAGAAAGGGGCAGCAGACGGCUUCUGAAGCCAGAGGGCCGUGUGUGUCUGGUGGGACCGGCUGACAUGGGCGGUGUGAUCGGUGUCUAAGAAGCUGGGGAGCAGGACCUUUCCCACAGCCUCCACGGGGGACGUGAACUUGGACGCCUGGGGUCUCUGCUGCAGGGUAUCAGGGCCCCUGGGCUCCUCCAGGCCAGGGACAGCGGGGGGAGAGGAGGACUGGCAGGCAGGGCCUCAGCAUCCAGAGAUGGGCUGAGGGGGACAGGCCAGUGUAGGAGACACUGGUCUGUGGGUAGGAGGGCUUAUCAAAACGAUUUUAGAGUUUGGAUAAUAAAACAGCUCUUGUUAAGUGAUACUCAAAGUGAUACUCAAGUGUGUUUGUAAUUUAGAAGGUGCGUGGACAGUUUAGUCUUUCUGGACACUUACCGUGUCCCAGCGUAUUUAUAAGACCAGGCACAAACCCACAAGGCUGCUGAACUGCAUGCCGGCCUUACAGAGGAGAUGCCAGGACUCCUGGUUUAAAUCAGAGGAAAGUGUGGUGCUGAAUCAGUCACCCAGAGGUGUCACUGAUGACCCUAAGACCCGAGUCAGACUCCCGGUGUCCUCUCUCUCCGUCUUCUGAUAGCAUAAGGACAUUCUUGUCUAAGCCAGCAAGUUACUGAUGUAGCACUGCAAAUACUAAAUAUUUUGUAACACUAUUACUUAAGCUUUUUUUGCUUUGUAUGCUAGGCAGUCACUCUAUCCCUGAGCUGCAUCUCCAGCCCUUUUUAUUUUGAGACAGGCCAGGUUGGACUUGAACUUGCUCUCCUGCCUCAGCUUCUGAGUAACUGAGAUUACAGGAGUGGCCACUGCACCCUGCCCAGUUCAUCUUUGAAAUUUCAUUUGUUUGUUUAUUUGGGCACCAGGGAUUGAGCCCAGGGGCAUUUAACCCCUGAGCCACGUCCCCAUACAUACAUACUUUAUUUAAAGACAGGGUCUCACUGAGAUGCUUGGAGCCUUGCUCAGUUGCUGAGGCUGGUUCUGAACUCACAACCCUCCUGCCUUAGCCUCUCAAGCUGCUGGGAUGACAGGUGUGGCCACUGCACCUAGCUCAUCUGUGACAUAACUUUGCUGUCCUGUUAUCUGUUGACCGUUCACCUGACUAAUUUGUUGACACUGGAUCUGGCUCAAUGAAAAACUGAACGGAUUUCUAGCUCUUCCAUCCCCACCUCCUCCCUUCUGUCCUCUGAACCUGCUGCUUUUCUGCUGCCUCUUGCCAAACGAGCAGUCUUGUGUCAGACAGGUAGGCCGUGGGACUGUAAAGCCAAAGAAAGUGGCCCUGUGCUUACUGUGAUGUUGUCAAGUCUUGGUGCCCACCCAGGGAGGCUCCAGCCUGCCUGUUCUUGUGUAAGGGGGGCCGUGGCAGGGCUGAGGCACCGCUACCCCACCCAGUGCCCUGUGCAUGCACUGCCCUGUCUGCAGAUGGACAAGCACUCAGGAGGAGAGCAACAGACCCAAAGUCUUUGCAGAAUUGCACCUGCCUGCACAGGAGCUACUCUAUCUUCACAGCUCCCCAGUUUCUACUGAUGAUCUUUAGAACAUAAAACAUGCUUUUAGAGAGAUUAUAUGGUUUUGCAAACAUAUCACUUAAUUUUCUUCCUCCUAUAAUCCUAUACAGUUUGCAUGGGGCCAAGUGUCCAGGUCAGCUGGUGGUUGAGCAUUCUGCUCUAAUCCUGUUAUAUUCCGUGUGCAUGUGUGUUUCUGUGUGCGUGCACACGCUUGCACAUGUGUGGUACUGGGGUUGAACCCAGGAGCAUACCCCAGCCCUUUUUAAAAUUUUUGAAUUGGUUGCAGCAGUACAUGCCUGUAAUCCCAGUAACUUAGUAGGCUAAGAUAGGAGGAUUGCAAGUUCAAGGUCAGCCUCAGCAAUUUAGCAAGAUCCUAUCAGAACGGUUGGGGAUGCAUCUCAGGGGUGAAAGCACCCCUGGGUUUAAUCCCAGUACCAAAAAAACAUUUAUUUUUUAUUUUUUACUUGGAGACAAGUUCUCACGAAGUUGCUGAAGCUGGCCUCAAAUUUGCAAUCCUUCUGUCUCAGCCUCCUGAGUUGCUGGAAUCCCAGGCAUGUGCCACCAUGCCUAGCCCUUCCACAUUUAAAGAAAAUCAUUCCCCCUUUCCUCAUAAGCCCAACAUUACAAAGAUGUUUCUUAAAAGAAAGAUGUUAAGACUUUAUUCAAGAUGUGUAUCAAGCAUCAUAACAAAACAGCAGAACAUCAGCCUUUGGAAUACUGUCAUUUACAUCCCUCCAGUGCACCGUCCAGUCCAGUCCAGUUCAGUCCAAUUGCAGAUGGUUCUGUCACGACUGCAGGAAGAGCUGGAGGGAGCAGUCACUUUUCAGAGCGCCGGCUCCUUCCGUGUGCAGUGACCGGGUGAAGUACAUCCCCUGCCACUCAAGUGCUGUGGGAGGCGAGGGGGAGGGCUCAUGAGGGUGGUGGUGGACACACACACUGCACAGACACAGGGAGGUUCCACAGAGUACACGCGUCGGGGGCCAGUGGCAGGGAGGGAGAGUGACGAGGCUCAGCAGUGAGGCAGGAGACCUGGCUCAACCUCUCAGAAGCAGCAGGUGUGCGAGCCAGUGCGCUGAACACCAUGACGGGGCAGUCACAGACUUUCGAGCUAGUGACCAGUAAACAGCCUGUCUGUAAGUCAGUGCCUUGAAGUUGUCCGGUGGCGUCCUCCAGACAACACGCCGCUCGUGCACUGAGCGGCAUUCACAUUCACACAAACAGCUGUCGCGUCAGGAGACACAUUUUGCCAAAAGCACAUGUGCAUGAGUGUCUUGAGAGAGCCCCUCCCUGGUCAGCAGUUGGAGGAAAGCAGGCUGCGCUGGGGCAGCAACGGGUGCCCGUGCACCCGACCUGGAUGAAAAGGGUACGUGAGCGCAGACUGAUCCUCUGCACGGUCACCACCGUCCAUUGUAGAACCACAGAAACAUGACAUAACCAUUGCUAGAGCCAUUUAUUAUUUUGGCAAAAUUAAAAAACAAUUGCUAGA
Messenger RNA from Sciurus carolinensis (gray squirrel), 5105 nucleotides. RefSeq names its product mitochondrial ribosomal protein L35 (gene Mrpl35). The transcript is spliced from 4 exons. The record is from RefSeq and is a predicted model, not a curated record. Gene Ontology annotation, biological process: translation. Bases 89 to 643 code for a protein of 184 amino acids. Gene Ontology annotation, molecular function: structural constituent of ribosome. Gene Ontology annotation, cellular component: mitochondrion; ribosome. Lineage: Eukaryota; Metazoa; Chordata; Mammalia; Rodentia; Sciuridae.